AAAAAUGUGACUCCACUGCCAGUGGAUGAUGUGUUCAGGUACUCAGAACGCAUCUUGUGUUAACAGCAGUGCUGAGAACCAAACAGCCAGCUGCAACAGUGUGAACUGCACAGAGCUGAACCCGAUCCCAUCAGUGAGCCCCACCACAAACGCUACCAUCAAUGCUUCCACAACAGCCCCCACCACAGCAGUUGUUCCGACUCAAAACAGCACCGUCACAAAUGUCACGUCUACGUCUCCUACUCGUGCUCCUACUCGUGCUCCUACUCCUGCUCCUACUCCUACUCAUUCUCCAUCUAAAUCAUCCACAUUUGAUGGUGCCAGUUUCAUCGGUGGAAUUGUGUUAGUCCUUGGCCUUCAAGCUGUCAUCUUUUUCCUUUACAAGUUCUGCAGAUCCAAGGAUCGCAACUACCACACCCUGUAACACGCUGUCCACCUGGAGGCACCACAAACCCACACUCCGACCCAAAAAAGAGAGACAGACACAUUGUACUCACAGAUUCUUAAAUACUCUUGUAAUUCCCCAUGUUUAACCUCAUAUUUGACAUUUAAUUCCUGUGACUUUGAGCUUUGUUUUGUUAAUGUUAGAGCUCUCACAAGCAUUCGAGUUCAUUAACACAAAUCCACCCAACACAGAGUAAAUAUGAAUUGUGGGGUAUACGAAACGUGUCCUGUUUCGUGUACAACCACAGCUGUCCGUAAAUGUUUCAAUAUAUGACAACACAGCUAUUUGUCUGCUCAAUAUCAUGGUGGUUCCCCUCAAAGGCAUAGGAGGGGGCAACUUCUCAUCAUGCCUGUCCCAAUACUUCCCAACUUCCAGUGUUAAUUUCAGGUAACUUUACUAGAACAGUAUUUUAUAUAGUUGCCAUGACUGAUGGUUCUCAAUAUUCCACCAAGUCCUUACUCAUCACCAUCGUCAUCAUGUUCAGAAAUAAUAUCUAUAUAGUUCAAGACUGGACAAAUGAAUGAACAAAGUUUUUCCCCUUCAUUUCAAAGUUGUUUUGAAUCUUCACAUAAACCUUUGGGUGGUAUAUGUCCAUGUGUGGUGUGAUAUUAAAAAAUAGUAUUUUUUU
Messenger RNA from Cyprinus carpio (common carp), 1073 nucleotides. RefSeq names its product sialomucin core protein 24-like. Gene Ontology annotation, cellular component: cytoplasmic vesicle. Lineage: Eukaryota; Metazoa; Chordata; Actinopteri; Cypriniformes; Cyprinidae. The record is from RefSeq and is a predicted model, not a curated record.